Molecule: messenger RNA, 2225 nt
Organism: Vicia villosa (hairy vetch)
Lineage: Eukaryota; Viridiplantae; Streptophyta; Magnoliopsida; Fabales; Fabaceae
Exons: 4
Coding region: 259-2115 (618 amino acids)
Source: RefSeq, a predicted model, not a curated record
GUUAGGUGCUUCUAGAAGAUUCAACUUCUGUAUCCGAUUUUACACUAUUCAUCCAAAAUUAAAAAACCCUAAAAAUGAAAAUUUCCCAAAUCUGAAUGGAAUUCUGUGCCCUAAUCUAUAUCUCAUCGAUCAUCCGCUAUCAACAGGAUCUCCUUUCUUCGCCGGAGGCGGCUGAGCCACCGUAUCGUUUCAUCUUCUUAGGUUAAAAAAAGCGAAAAUCUGGGGAAGCCAAAGAAAGUGAAGAGGCGAGGGGAAGAGAUGGAGGGUUUAGCUCCUGAGGAUUGCGUCGUUGGAUCCAUUGUAUGGGUCCGAAGAAGGAAUGGUUCUUGGUGGCCGGGGCAAAUACUUUGCUCCGAGGACCUCUCCGCCUCUCAUCUGACCUCACCUCGUUCUGGAACUCCGGUUAAGCUCCUCGGAAGAGAAGAUGCCAGCGUAGAUUGGUAUAAUUUGGAGAAAUCCAAGCGUGUGAAGCCGUUCCGAUGCGGUGAAUUUGAUGCAUGCAUUGAAAGGGCGGAGUCUGCCCAGGGUAUGCCGUUGAAGAAAAGAGAGAAAUACGCACGCAGAGAAGAUGCUAUUCUCCAUGCUCUUGAACUCGAGAAGCAAAUAAUGAAGAAACAAGAUAAGUUAGGUACUGGGCAAACAGGCGCAGCAUUCCGAGCAAAGAGGAGCAGAUGUGUGUACUUGCCAGCCGAGUCCAGUGAUUCUCUGGAUUACAAUGAAACUCUAACACAUGUUCCUGUAUCAUCUUCCCAACUUGGAGGGGACUAUCUGUAUGGAAGUCCAUUUGCUGAGGAGAGUGAAUCUGCUUUUCUGAAUGAUGUUGAAUCAGAUUCUUCUGAAACUGCUUCUAUUGAUUCUGAAUCAGAUUCUUCUGAAACAGAACUAGACAAUGACGAAGAAAUGAUUAUAUAUUCAGAAACUGGGCCCGAGGAGCUAGAAAGCACUAGCAGCGAGGAGGCUGAUGAGUUAGCGUUUUCCAGUGAUAUGCCUCACCUCUAUCCGCGGGAACCUAGAACAUGUAAUGAAGCUGUAUCCAAAUGGCAAUUGAAAGGAAAGAGGAAUAACCGGAACCUUGUAAAUAGGUCUGCUGUUGCUUCUGAUAGGAGAGGGGCUGUUUUAUAUGGAGCAGAUGUUGAAGGACAGAGACGCCAUUUAAAUCACCAGAGGUUGGGGGUUAAUUAUCCUUACUAUAGAAAUGAUUACAGUGAUGCUCCCGAUGAUACUGAUCAAAUGUUUGGAUCGGAAGAUGAAUACUCUCCAACUCCUAGAGCAGUUGCAAAAGGUCAAAAUAAAAAUUUGCAUGGUGUUGAUUGGGAUGAAUGGCCUUGGGAGGAUCAGCCUACUUUGAAAGGAUAUUCGGGUUUUAAAGAAUAUGCUCCAUUAUAUCGCGAUCACUAUCAGUAUGAUGGGAUGAAGAGGUCAGUGCUGGUUGACGUAGACUUAAAGGUUCAAACAAGUUACAAGAAAGAGCCUGUCCCUAUUGUUUCUAUUACAAGUAAGUUAAAUGGGAGGUCUAUACUUGGACGCCCAAUCCAGAUUGAAUCCCUUAAGGAUGGCUCAACUGAUAAUCUAUUUUCUACAAUUGACGAUUACAGUAAUGACGGGAUUGGCUAUGAGGGUAGUAGUGUACUUCCACCAGCUUGGAGGACUGCGAGGAGAACAGCUAACUUUCGUGUCCCUCGUCCUCAUAUACAGUCAUCAAAUGUCGAUGAAGACUUCUCCAUUGAACAAGAAAGAAAUAUUGAAUAUAAGAGAUUAAAUGGCAGUCAUAAUGCAAGCCAUUGGAAGAAGAAUAACCUUAACGGUGCCGGGCCGUCAAUUGACAAGAAGUCCUUCAAAAAGAGUGCGAAAAAAACGAGCCUGUCAUCUAGUCAGAAAACCAGAACCCUUUCCUCUUUAUCUAUUGAAGAUAAUCUUAGUAGAAAACAAUCACUUACCAGAAGCUUUUAUCCAAUAGAUAAGUUGAGUAAACCAGAAGUCUCCGGGCUCACUACUGUAGCUUGCAUACCAGUUAAAUUAGUAUUUAGUAGAUUACUUGAGAAAAUUAAUAGGCCACCUUUAAAGGUGUCGACACAUGUGGAUGUGUUGAAUACCGGUGUGGAGAGAAAAUCGUAGGUUACAUGUACAUUGUUAUAUAUUAGAAUAAUAAUCUUGCAAUGGUGACACAACAAGUUGGUUUUCUUAGUUCCAACUGAAUAUAAAUUUUAUUUAAUUUUUUCUUGGUA